GAGCGCCGCGGAAGGGGGAAACAAUAACAAGGCAGGCGUCAUGAGAAGUGAGAUAACACUAGUUUUUGGAGCUAUAUUCGUCAAUCAGGUGCUGGGAGAAUAUGGCAUGGCGCAUUUCAGCGACAAGGGAACGAGGAAAGGCAAAGAUUACUGCAUAUUUUUCAACCCUCAGUGGGCGCGGCUACCUCAGGACCUCCACAAAGCGUCCCGCCUCCAGAUCCAUGACCUGACAGCCUCGGUGCUGUGCUCCCCCUCAGAGGUGCCUGUGGGGGGGUUCACCAACCGCAUUCCCAUGGUGCUCCGGGGCAACUGCACCUUCUAUGAGAAGGUCAGGCUGGCGCAGAUCAACGGCGCCAAAGGCCUGCUCAUUGUCAGCAAGGACAGGCUGACACCACCAGCCGGAAACAAGACGCAGUAUGAGGAAAUCGACAUCCCAGUCGCACUGCUCAGCUACGCCGACAUGCUGGACAUUAGCAGGACGUUUGGGAAGGGCAGAGAAGUUGCCAUGUAUGCCCCCAAUGAGCCGGUCCUGGACUACAACAUGGUGAUCAUCUUCCUGAUGGCAGUGGGCACGGUGGCUAUAGGAGGCUACUGGGCAGGCAGCCGAGACAUCAAGAAGCGGUACAUGAAGCAUAAGAGGGACGACGGGGCGGAGAAGCAGGACGAGGAGACGGUGGAUGUGACGCCCAUCAUGAUCGGCGUGUUCGUGGUCAUGUGCUGCACCAUGCUGGUGCUGCUCUACCUGUUCUACGAUCACCUGGUCUACAUGAUCAUCGGGAUCUUCUGUCUGGCCUCCUCCAUCGGCCUCUUCAGCUGCCUCUGGCCUUUCGUCCGCAGGAUCCCCAUAGGAAAGUGCAGGAUACCUGAGAAUAACCUUCCCUACUGCCAUAAGCGACCUCAGGUGCGCAUGCUGGUGCUGUCAGCGUUCUGUGUGGCUGUCAGUGUCACCUGGGCAGUUUUUCGCAAUGAGGACCAGUGGGCCUGGGUGCUUCAGGACACACUGGGAAUCGCCUUCUGUCUCUACAUGCUCAAAACUAUCAGGCUGCCCACUUUUAAGGCUUGCACCCUGCUCUUGGUCGUGCUGUUUGUCUAUGACGUUUUCUUUGUAUUUAUAACUCCAUUUCUCACAAAGAGUGGGGAGAGCAUCAUGGUAGAGGUGGCGGCUGGUCCAUCAGAUUCCUCUACUCAUGAGAAGCUUCCCAUGGUUUUGAAAGUGCCCAGACUGAACUCCUCCCCCUUAGCGCUGUGCGACCGUCCCUUCUCCCUGCUGGGGUUCGGGGAUAUCUUAGUGCCAGGCUUGCUUGUAGCCUAUUGCCACAGGUUUGAUAUUUUGAUGCAGUCGUCACGGAUUUACUUCGUGGCCUGUACCAUAGGGUACGGGAUUGGCCUGCUUGUCACCUUUGUGGCGCUGGCUCUGAUGCAGAUCGGCCAGCCUGCCCUCUUAUACCUGGUGCCUUGCACUCUCCUCACCAGCCUGGCGGUGGCGCUCUGGCGCAGGGAGUUGCCCUUGUUCUGGACAGGGAGUGGCUUUGUGAAGGAUGUACCCCCGCCGCCCUUAGUGAAGUCACCCGUCAAAUGCACUCCAGCUGAAGAGCCACACUCCAGCGAGCCCACGGCCAAUCAGGAGCCUCAGGAUGGCGAAGCCUCCAAUCAGAGUUAGGACCCACCCCCUUCUGCAGGAGGAUUCCCUCCCCAGAGAGGAGACAAGCCAAUCAGAAUAAUGGAUCCUUUGUUUGGAUUGGACAGCAAGUACUGUACCUUUCAUUUUUAAUGUUCGACUUCAUUUACGGACAACACUCAUAAUGGACAAUUCUCGCGUGUCAAAGGAAGAGUUGGGGGCACUCAAUGACAGAGGCGGAUUUACCCAGAAUUCAUGGUGUUUCUGUACAGCGGCGUGUGAGAGACACACACAAAGAGCACAGCGACGUGGGUCUUUUGUGGGUGUCUUUUUGCAUGUUCUGAGGGUAAUGUGCUUGAAGGAAUAAGACAGCACUUUCCUGUCUUCGUGCCUCUCUCUCUCUCUCUCUCUCUUUCUUCCUCCCCCUUUCCUUCUUUCUUUCUUUCUUUCUUUUCCUGGAUCUGAACACUAGUGGCCUGGCAGUUUAUCUUCAGAGGCAUUGCCUCCAAGGCCAGUUAACACCCCCCCCCGCCCCAUCUGGCCAAACCCCUCCACUUCACUUUUGCAUUUUCUUUGUUUCCUUCAAACGGAACAGUGGGGUUCAUGCCGGAGCCAAUCCCAGUCACAGCUGAAGAGUGUCCGUCUGUCGUAAAGAGGUGCUAUCUGUCAGUGGUGUCCGAGGGAACCAAAGGUGUUUGAUCAGGAUAAUACACAUCUUUAUUUUUUCCAUUUACCUGAAAACUGAUGUGUUAAAUUUGCAUGCUAAGGUUUUAACUUAUAUAAUGGGGCACACAGUAUACUUUAUAUAUUUAUAUUCGUGUACACAGCGUGGGUGUGUACAUUAAUAUAUAUAAUAUAUAAUUACAUAUAUAAUUUAGGUACAGCAGUUUAAUAUAGUUAUUAAUAAGAACAUACUAAUUAUGAAAAAGUAAUGGGGGUGCAUUUCUUUUUUACUUUGGUAAAACACUACACUGGCCUUUGGUGUCCAUGGUUUGAGACUGAAUGUGUAUGUGUAUUGCAUUAUGGACGCUCAGUACUGCAGCCAUGACGACAUUGCGUUUAUUUUGCCUGUUAUUGACGGUGCUGUUACUGACCUGAGGGACAUUUGACAUCCAGCAUAUGGUGUCCCCGUCACAGUGCUGCACAAUGCGUGUUAGAGCAGGCCACCAGCAACUAUUCGUGAAUUCAUUUUUCAUAUUUUUUUUUCUUUUCUACAAAGGCUUGUUCACAUUUCUAGCAUGUUCACAUGGAGCUCAGGUGAUUGUGGCUGGCUGCAAGGGGUGCUGUGUUAUUACUUUAAGUUGUAUGAGAUGAUCAUGGGGUGAAAGCAUUUCUGUUACAAGGCAAUCAUUAAAACCACAAAGGUUCUAGAUAUUGUGAGCUGGGCAAAAAUGAGCAUCUCCAUGUUGUGGAGCAGGCUGGAUGACACUUGAUGAUGUCAUUUCCCCCUCAUCUCCUGAUUGGCUGGUUCCUUUUUUCCAAUGCAAGGAAGUGCAGGAAAACAUGGUGCCAAAAUGGUGUGCUUGAGAACAAUGCAUGGUCUUUUGUCGAAGCUGAGGCAUUAACAGCUGGCUGCAGAGCUCUGAUUGAAAAAUACUGACUUAUAGUCUUACGCACCACAGUAGUCCAUCUCACUGUGGAUGACGCGUUGGAAUGCAGUUUUUCUGGGCAGUUUUUCCCCCUGUUAACCAUAGUGAAUGAAUGAAAUUUGGGUUUAAAACAUGGAAAUUUACCCAUCCUGCACUGCUCCCACUGCGUCUUGGUACAUGUUGAUCAGGGGCAUUUUUACUUCUUGGAAGGAGUUUCCACCACCAUAGGAAAUGGAGGACACUAGAGUAUCACUAAAUGUAUGUGCUGUUCUAUAUUAGAGUUCAGACAGAUUACAAAGGGGGGGGGUGCAGUUCCAUCAAACCAGUAUAUACCGGUUUGUCCUUAGCUAAGCAAGUUCUUUUUUUAGUGAAAACUGUUUAAGAAGGGGGGGGGCAAAAUAUUUCAUUUCUAUCCAUAAAGAUAAGGAAAAGGUGCAUUGUGUUCUGGUAGAAUAGGGACCUAGACUGUAUUGUUUUUCUGCUAAAUCACCCCUGUGAAGCUCUAAGAGUUAGUUGCUGGUUUGUCUCGACCCUCCAGACCAGCACAGGGUACUGAGGCAUGGCCCAGAAUGCAAGGAGGGGAGUUAGGGAGGUGGGGGUGAUGGCCUAUAUAUGAGAACCUCCCUGACAGCAGAGUUCACUGGCUGGGUUGAGCUGUACACUCCGGUCCUGUGUGUGACCUGAGGCAUUCUUUCAUAUAUCUAGCUGUCACUGACGGAAGGGAACCAAGUGGGUUUUUAAUACCUCAGUGGGAAAUUAAGUACAAUAAAGA
Molecule: messenger RNA, 3979 nt
Organism: Megalops cyprinoides (Indo-Pacific tarpon)
Lineage: Eukaryota; Metazoa; Chordata; Actinopteri; Elopiformes; Megalopidae
Product: signal peptide peptidase-like 2B
Exons: 15
Coding region: 41-1660 (539 amino acids)
Biological process (GO): membrane protein proteolysis
Cellular component (GO): lumenal side of endoplasmic reticulum membrane; lysosomal membrane; cytoplasmic side of endoplasmic reticulum membrane
Molecular function (GO): aspartic endopeptidase activity, intramembrane cleaving
Source: RefSeq, a predicted model, not a curated record